Molecule: messenger RNA, 4900 nt
Organism: Phyllotreta striolata
Lineage: Eukaryota; Metazoa; Arthropoda; Insecta; Coleoptera; Chrysomelidae
Source: the annotation of a GenBank genome assembly
AUGACGAGCGAAAACAAUGCACUUAGAGAUUGUCCGGCUCCUAAUAAGAGGUCGUUUACGCUCAUCCUCCAGGCGGUGGAUCAUAACAAUUUUUCUUCGCCCGCGACGACUAAUAUAAUCGAAGAGGCCACGUACUCCGGGAUCAUAGAUCCGAGUCCGGAGUGGCACACUUUGAACCACAGAGGGCUGCGGGCGCAGCUCACCUACAGGGUGCGCGUGAUUUGCGACAAGCACUACUACAAUUCGACCUGUACGAAAUUUUGCCGGCCGAGGAACGAUUCCUUCGGCCAUUUCGUGUGCGAUCAGAACGGCGAAAAGCAAUGCAUCGAAGGAUGGAAGGGGGCCACUUGCGAAACGGCUGCUUGCAAGUCUGGUUGUCACAAGGACCACGGGAAGUGCGAGCAUCCCGGGGAAUGCAUUUGUCGACCCGGCUGGAGAGGAGAUUUUUGCGAUCAAUGCGAACCAUAUCCUGGUUGUAAGCACGAUCUGAACUACUGCGGUACGCACGAGCCCUGCCUGAACGGUGGCACAUGCGAGAACACAGCCCCCGAUAAGUACUUGUGCACCUGCCCCGAGGGAUUUUCGGGCGCUAAUUGCGAAAUCGUCGACAACCCCUGCGCCCCUGCUCCCUGUCUGCACGACGGCAUCUGCAUCGAGGCCGGCGGUUCCUUUAGCUGCGAAUGCGCCGAUGGAUGGACGGGCCCUACCUGCAAUAUCGAUUUCGACGAAUGUACGUCAGCUCCAUGCCAAAACGGUGGAACCUGCAUUAAUUUAGAUAAUUCAUUUAUGUGUAAUUGCUCUAACGCGUGGGAAGGGAACCUCUGUCAAUUCGACGCCGACGAAUGUCUUAAUAAUCCUUGCAUUAAUGCCAUCUCUUGCACCAACCUGGUAGGCGAUUACCAUUGCAAAUGCAGAGUGGGCUGGAUGGGAAAAAACUGCGAUCAGAACAUCAACGACUGCGUUGGCCAAUGUCGCGAUUGCCACACUGAUAUCGACGAUUGCGAACCGAAUCCCUGCAGGAAUGGAGGCGAGUGCGUCGAUCAGGUCAACGGGUAUAGGUGCAUUUGUCCCGUUGGCAUCACUGGAUACGAGUGUGAGAACGAUUACGAUCACUGCAACCCCGAUCCGUGCCAAAAUGGCGCGCCCUGCUUCAAAACGCAAUCCGAUUACUAUUGUCAUUGUCCCGAGGGAUGGCAAGGGAAGAAUUGCAGCCAGGCGAAAAUCAUGUGCGAUAGCCCUUUGUGCGACGACGUUAUCGAGAGCUGUGUAAUAGUUUCGAUUGGAGGAAGCCGAUCGACGACGCCGAGUUUAUGCGGCGAGCAUGGACAUUGCAUUAAUCAACCCGGAAUCGGUUACAAAUGCCAAUGCCAGCCCGGCUACACUGGAAAAUACUGCCAUGAAAAUAUCAACGAUUGCAAAGUCAACCCUUGCGAAAACGGCGGAACGUGCGUGGACAAAGGCAAAACCUGCUCGUUGAAAGACAGCCACUGCGAUCACGCGACCUGCAAAAACGGCGGCACUUGCCAGGACAUGGGCGACGCGUUCGCCUGCCGUUGCCCGCCCGAUUGGGACGGCACCACCUGUCACAUUGCCCGCCAGACGGCCUGCCGUUCGAAUCCCUGCCUGAACGGCGGCACCUGCGUCAACACCGACGACUUCUACCGGUGCAUAUGCAGGGACGGCUUCGAGGGCAACCACUGUCAGGACGACGUCGACGAUUGCAGCCCGCAGCCGUGCUACAACGGCGGCAAAUGCAUCGACGGCGUCAAUUGGUUCCUGUGCGAAUGCGCGCCCGGUUUCACCGGACCCGAUUGCAGGAUCAACGUCAACGAAUGCGCUUCGAAUCCGUGCGGUUACGGGGCCACUUGCAUCGAUGAUAUAGCCGAUUUCAAAUGCCUCUGUCCGGCAGGGAAGAAAGGGAAACGGUGUACCGUAAACGACUUGUCCUACCUACCGACACCAGGCAGCUGCCCUUGGAACACGCACACGCUAGAAAACAACGUAACGUGGCAGCACGAAUGCAACACGUGCUCGUGCACCAACGGCAUGGUGCGCUGCACGAAAAUCUGGUGCGGAUUGGAGAAUUGCCGCGACUUCGGCCGGCCGAACGCCUGCAACAUGAACCAGGUGUGCGUGCCGUCGUCGUCGGAGUCCUGCCUGUCGCCGCCCUGCCUGCCCUACGGCGAUUGCAGGGAAUUGGAGAGCGGCCGAAGGGUGAAACCGGCGUCGGUGCCGACGCCGAGCACCUGCUGGCCCAACCAGGCGGUGCUCAGCAACACGUGCGCCCGGCUGACUUUGCUGUUAGAUAGACCGAAAUUGCCGGAGGGCACCACCGUCGAGGGAUUGUGCGGCGAUUUGCGUCGGUUGUUGGCCAACCAACAAGCGAUGGAAGGCCUCCAAGACGUCUUGUACCUCCUUUGCGAUUUGAAGAACGGUUACAACGACACCGUCGAAGUUACAUUGUCUGGAGAUCGGUGGGUGCUGGACGGCAUUAGAGUGGUAGGCGAGGCGAUUUCUCGUAAACACACCAGUCUACUGGCGCUCGCUUCGAUAGUGGAAGUUAAAGUCGAAACGGCUUUAGUGUCCGACGAGCAGCAGAGCAACAAAUACCUCAUAGCUCUGGUGUGUUUCAUUAUAAUCGGCCUCUGCGCCGCCGGAUUCGCCGUCGUCCUCUACCUGAGACAGCACCGCAGGAACAUCGGCCUCAGCGGCGUCAAUCUAUCCUCAUCGAACGAUCCUUGCCAAAGAAACCACGAAGACGAGAAAUCCAACAACCUGCAAAACGAAGAAAACCUCAGAAGAUAUGCUAAUCCGUUGAAAGACGACAUCGGCAGCUUGGCGAGCAUCAAUUCGCUGGACGUGCCGCGGGUGAGCGUCGUCAGGCCGAUGUCCAGCAUACUGGCGCACGACAAUUCCAGCGAAAUGCUGGAGAUGAUAUCGGAAAUCGACUGUCCGGGCUCCAGGAAGACGAUGCUGAUGUUGCCGGGCACCAGCGCCUCGGAGGGCGCCCUGAAGGCGGGCGACGGCCUGAACAGCGCCCACCGCAGCAGCCAGAUCAUGCUGUACAAGGCGCAAAAUCCGGACGUGCGGAAGAACACGGCCGCUUUCGACGAUUCGUCGGGACACAAAGACUUUAGUAAAAAUAUUAUUAAUGUUAACAAACAAAGGACUUUACAGCAACAGCAUCAGCAGCAACAGCAAAGCGGCAGUGCGGAUGUGUUAACGGUACUUGUCUGAGGGCCAGUGUUGAUUAAAUCAUAUUUUUUUUAGAAUUUAUGCGUGUCUAAGGGGUCCAAGCUGCAUCACUGUGAAUGUAGGUCGCGGUGCUUAACGAUAUUUCAUUAUAAGUGACGAGAAUAAAUGCAUAUUUAUCGCUGUAAUUUCGACAAUAUUAUGAAUUGAUUUCGAUUGUGAUCAAUAUUAAUUAGGGACAGAAUGUUCCAUGUACUUUAUUUAUUGCAGAGAUUACUUCACAUUUUAGAUGUUAAAAUUUAAGUUAACAAAUACUCUAAUAAUUUAGAAGAUUUGAUCGAUUUUCAGAGAGUCUAUAUAUAUCGUAAUUUAAUAUAAAUUAGAGUCAAUUUUAUGACUAUAAAAUGUAGAAAGAGCAAUAUUUUGUAACCUGUUUGCUACAAUGAUUCGACGAAGCGAAUGUGUUGUAAUCGAUUCGAACACAGAUAUGUCUUUCUUCCUCAUUCCUCAGUGCAAUUCUAAUUAUAAGUCUAUCUACUGAUGUUUAAUUAACAGUUGUUUGUUAACUAAUCACUACAAAUUUAUCUACUAAUCUUUAAUGUUUGAAGCAUCACAGAAAAUACAAAACCAACAAGCGAAUUGACAAAGAACUGUUAAAUUAAAAACAUAUUACACUUAAAUAAUAUAUAAAUAUUUAUUUGAUGAGUUAUGGAGCCCUAUUAAAGAACUAUAUUAGAGACUUUAACAUAUAUUUUUGUUUUAAUAAUAGACGAACUCUUAACAAAAGUGAUAUGUGGAGAAAUUGAUCUCGUGAUGAAUGAAGCCUGGUGACACAAAUAUUUAAGUUUAGAAAAAUAGUGUGAUAUUAUUUAAUAUUUUGAAUUUGUUUUUAUUAAUAAUACGGAAUAUAACAAAAGGAAGCAGCUUAAUGUAGUAAAAACAGUUUUUUUAAUAUCUAAACAAUUUAUCAAGAUAAAUUCAAAUAAUUUGAAUCCCUUUUGUUCUAUUCUGUAUAACUUGUUACAAGUUUUUCAAAUUAAUUUUAUUUAAAACGAUAAAUUCUGUGUAUCAGAAUGAAUAUGUAAAUAUUGAUUUGUUUUUUUUUGUAUUUAUUGUAUUAUUGUUCCUGAUUUUUUUAUAUACUUGCAGUAUAGGAUGUCAUUUAAACAUAAUUCAUUCCUGUAUAUGUUCCAAUGUAUAAUUUAUUACAUUCUAAAGAAUCAAACGAAUAGUAAUUUAAGUAAAUAAUUGUGUGCGCGUGUCAAAUUUUUAAAGAGUUUUAUGUAAUUUGUAUAUAAUGUACAUAAAUUAUCACAUAGUUAAUGUGUGAUUGCUUUCAAAAGUAUAUUAUUUGAACUUUGACAUCGUAAAAAAUUAAAGUUUGGAAUGCAAGGCAGCUAAGCAAUAAUUUCAAAAGAAUAGUUCAGACUUUUGGAAGCAAUCCAUAUUAUAGGGAAACUUCAUGUUUUGGUUGCCUUAAUUAUAAAAACAAUGUAACCCGCAUACAAAUCACCGAAAAUAUUAGUUGUACUUAGUACUUCAACAUUAUACAGUGCCUUUUCCAGUGCCUAAUAUUGUGUUUUUAACAACCUGAUUGAAGUUUUCGUUGUACUUCGAAAGUAUUAAAAAAAACUUUUUGUAUAUUUUGUAAAAUGUUUUUGCAUACGAUUUUAAUGAAAGAGCUUUUUUGUAAUAAAGAAUAAAUUGA